Sceloporus undulatus (fence lizard) is the source of this 6021-nucleotide messenger RNA. It is a transcript of the gene DSTYK, whose product is annotated as dual serine/threonine and tyrosine protein kinase. Gene Ontology annotation, biological process: protein phosphorylation. NCBI's taxonomy places the organism in Eukaryota, Metazoa, Chordata, Lepidosauria, Squamata, Phrynosomatidae. The record is from RefSeq and is a predicted model, not a curated record. Gene Ontology annotation, molecular function: protein kinase activity; ATP binding. The transcript has 11 exons. The coding region runs from base 133 to 2136 and encodes 667 amino acids.
CAGGAAGUGGAUAUUGUAGUAGCUCCAUGUCGGGAAUUCCAGUCUGCAGAAGUCACUUUGGGAGAAUAUAUUAAUAGUGUCCUUCCAGUCAUCACUUUCGCUAUCAGUGAAGCAGAACUGUCAGCACUGGAUAUGAAUGAACUGCGUGGGAUUAAAGAGAAAUUUGCUCUGCCUGUCUUCUUUUUCAAAGUGCCGGAUUUGGGGGUUGAACUGAUAUCCCCUCAAAAUACAGAGAAUGAAAAGUCAUCCCUUUAUCGGCAGCUCCUGGAUUUAGACUACCUUAGUACCAACCAUUGCAGCUGUGGAGCUCCCACCUCUGAUGCCAAAGCCCAAAGCAUGCUUGUGGAACAAUCGGACAAGAUCCGUCUCCUUAGCACUUUCUCCAAACAGGUGCUGCAGAAGCACUUAGUGGAUGCAGCCACCAUCUUGAACAUAGUACAUUGUCGUUGCCUGGACAUCUUCAUCAACCAAGCCUUUGACAUGCAGCGAGACCUGCAAAUCACUCCGAAGCGUCUAGAGUACACACGGAAAAAAGAGAAUGAGUUGUAUGAAUCUUUGAUGGGUAUAGCUAACCGCAAACAAGAGGAAAUGAAGGACAUGAUAAUAGAAACACUCAAUAACAUGAAAGAAGAGCUACUGGAAGAUGCUGCUAAUAUGGAAUUCAAAGACAUCAUAAUUCCAGACAAUGGAGAGCUUAUUAGUUCCAGAGAUAUUAAAUGUUGCAUUAAGCAAAUCCAGGAACUGAUAAUUUCACGGUUGAACCAAGCAGUUGCCAACAAACUGAUAAGUUCUGUGGACUACCUCCGUGAGAGCUUUGUAGGGACUCUGGAAAGAUGUCUUAAAAGUUUGGAGAAAUCACAGCAAGAUGUUUCAGUGCAUAUUACAAGCAACUAUUUAAAACAGAUACUGAAUGCAGCCUAUCAUGUUGAAGUCACUUUUCACUCUGGUUCAACAGUAUCGCGAAUGCUGUGGGAACAAAUCAAGCAGAUAAUACAGCGGAUUACUUGGGUAAGCCCACCAGCUAUUACCACAGAGUGGAAAAAGAAAGUGGCUCAAGAUGCCAUUGAGAGUCUUAGUGCAUCCAGGCUGGCCAAGAGCAUCUGCAGCCAAUUCCGGACAAGACUAAACAGUUCUCAUGAAGCUUUUGCAGCCUCCUUGAGACAGCUGGAGGCUGGCCACUCAGGCCGGCUGGAGAAGACAGAAGAUCUUUGGUUAAAAGUGCGAAAGGACCAUGCCCCUCGGCUUGCCCGCCUCUCUUUGGAAAGCAGAUCCCUGCAGGAUGUUUUGUUACAUGGUAAACCAAAGUUAGGCCGUGAGCUGGGCCGAGGGCAGUAUGGAGUGGUGUACUUGUGUAAUGCAUGGGGAGGGCACUUCCCAUGUGCACUGAAAUCUGUUGUUCCACCAGAUGAGAAGCACUGGAAUGACCUUGCGCUUGAGUUUCAUUAUAUGAGGUCUUUGCCAAAACAUGAACGGUUGGUAGAUCUUCAUGGCUCAGUGAUAGAUUAUGGGUAUGGAGGAGGUUCCAGCAUCGCUGUUCUAUUGAUAAUGGAACAACUGCACAGAGAUCUCUAUACAGGAUUAAAGGCUGGAUUGACACUGGAGACAAGAUUGCAGAUUGCUUUGGAUGUGGUUGAAGGGAUUCGGUUUCUUCAUAGCCAAGGGCUUGUUCACAGAGACAUCAAACUUAAAAAUGUAUUGCUUGAUAAAAACAAUAGAGCUAAAAUUACAGACCUGGGAUUCUGCAAACCUGAAGCAAUGAUGUCUGGCAGUAUUGUUGGGACCCCUAUUCAUAUGGCUCCUGAACUUUUCACAGGGAAAUAUGAUAAUUCUGUGGAUGUAUAUGCAUUUGGCAUCUUGUUCUGGUACAUCUGUUCAGGACAUGUGAAGUUACCAGAAGCAUUUGAAAGAUGUGCAAGUAAGGACCACCUUUGGAACAACGUCCGAAGAGGAGUACGCCCUGAACGCCUUCCUAUUUUUGAUGAGGAAUGUUGGCAGCUGAUGGAAGCCUGUUGGGAUGGAGACCCCUCCCAGCGCCCACUUCUGGGCAUAGUACAGCCCAUGUUGCAGGGCAUAAUGGAUAGACUUUGUAAGAUGAACUCUGAACAGCUAAACAAAGGGUUGGAUGAUUCUACUUGAAAAAGAAGCAAUGAAGGAACUGUUCUGUUUUGUGACAACUCUUGGUCCCCAGUUUGCCACUGGCAACUCACAGUGUAGCUGUUUGGAAGAGAGUGGCCAAAUAUUGUGCGCUCACGGUGAGAGAAUAUUGAAAUUCCACCUUGUAAUAGCAGCCAGGGACAUUCAUUUCCAAUAUGCACUACUAAUGCAAGUUGCCAGUGCUUCCUUCUUUAUUAAAAAUAAGACAGGGAAGUCGGAUCUCUUCGUCUGCAAGGAAUUUUGCUUAUCUCCCUUCAGGCUUCGGUAAAGGAGAAAAGCACUGUGUGCAUCAGAUAUGUGGUAAGCAGCAUAUUUGGAUCUCCAGCUACAUCUGCUAGGGGUCGAUAUAUCUUAGUUGCUCUGACUGUCACACAUGAAUGUGGAUAAUUGGAAGAAACAGGUGUGUCCCUUCAAUAGGGAAGAUAAUCCUGCUUACAUUGGCAGCAUAGACUCUGAGGGUUAUGAGUUAAUGCUGACUUCCAGUAAUACCUAGGAUGUUUACACAGAGGGAUCAGAGCAUUCAUACUCAGCAAAGGAAGGGCCCACUGCAGUGGAAUACCCAAACAUAUAAGCUAUCUCUUUUUUGGUCAUGUGAACCAAGCUCUUUUCCAGUAAAUGCCUAAUAGAAACUUCAGACAUCUGAACAAAGAUGGCCUUCUUUUUUUACUUCCCCCUCCCCCAAUCUUAAAGUAAGGUGUAUAUUUCACCAAAAGAUUUUGCACAUACAGAAACAGAAACACUAUUAGGAACUACUGUCUGUAUUCAUGGACAACUGGAGAUCAGAUUUUUAACUAGAGCAGUUUUCUUUUUUUGAACAAAGUGUAAGGGCAAUGACUGUUUUAAACUCUAAUAUUGACAGAUCGUUUUAAAAGAUUCCUUCACCUGUUUGUGUGUUUUAAGUCAUCUCUAAGAACGAUAGAGUACCUAAGAGAAACCUGUCAUUCUAUAGACAUGUGUGGUGCUGUAUUUGACCAUCAUUUACUUCCUUGGGGUUUUGUUUGCGUUAUUCUAAGAGACAGUUGCAUGAAGCACACAAGAGAGGAAAGUCCAGAUACUUUUGAAAUGACGGGCUCUUUCUCAUAAUCUACCAGUCUUGACACAAUAAUUCCUUUGCAUUUGCUUGUAUAGCAACUAGUUUUUGUAUUAUUGUGUUUUGAGGGCAGUAUAGAUUGAGCUAGAGAAUGCACCUGGAAGGAUAGGGAUCACUUGUAAUGUGUUUGGCACUGUGGUAUAUAAUUACAUUCUUUCUCUUCCAUGCAAUGAGACAUGGACUGGUUACAUUUCCAUAGGAUAAUUUACCAUGUGCUGUGCAAAGUCCAUGGAGCAUACAUUUGAGACUUUUGCUUCCAAAAUUGCUCCUGUUGUACAAAACAGAAGUAUAGCCUCUUGUCUGUUUACAUAAACUCCUAGAGACAAAAGUAACCCUGCAGUGUUACUCAGCUGCUUAGCUAAAUCCUUCUUUGUGUGUGCAAUAAAAUGGAAAAACUGCUUUUAAAAUAAUUGCUUUUUACUUAGUAGGCAUUAAUUGUUAUGUGGUGGUCCUUAAAAUGUAUUGGCACUUCUGUCCACUGACUGUAGCAUUUGGCAACUUGAACCGAAAUGGGCAGCAAUAGCUGUCAACCAUGCUCACAGAAAUGCACGUAUGUUCUCAAAUAGGAUGUCUUAAAAUGUCACUUAAUGUAUAAUUGGACCACCAUUCCAGUCACUUGACAGUAUUAUUCCAUGAUUACAUAACCAUUUACUCUGUGCUACCAUGGGUAGUGAGCUUGUUUAGAAUCAGGGUCAUCUAGGUCAGUAUUUCUGGAACUAUAGAAAUAGUUUAUGUAAAAUAAAAUAAAUAAAACGGUAUUUGAAAAUGUCUUGUACAGCUUUCCCCAAGGAGCUUCUUUUUUUACUCUUUACCCUGUGCUUUUUUUUUUUUUUAAAUCAAAUGUAUGUUUCAGUUCCACUGGGCUUGUUUUCUCCCAUAGGCACAAAAUAGCUUCUCUGUGUCUUCUACAAUCAUGUAUGUACUUCUGUUGGACAUAAUUUUAAGUGUUGUUUCGAUCAUUCCUGAAGCAGGUAUCACAUCCUGUGACAUGUUGCCCAGCAAGGUAUAUACAUGUUAUGUUCUUUUUAAAAGGCUCAGACACUUAAAAUUGAUUUUGCUUUCAUUUAAAUCAGGGGUACGCAGCCUGCAGACCCUCCCAAGCCCCCUGAUCAGCUAUGCUUCUAGAAUGGGAGAUGUGAUUAGCCCAGUCCUUGAAAUAAAUUCUGGUUCCAUUUUUGGCCACUCAACAGCUGGAUUUCAUGUAACACCUUUGACAGGGUUCAGGAUAGACAAUUGGCCUCCACACCUUUUGCACUUAGCCACCCUUGAUUUAAAGGAUAACCCUCUUUAUCUUCACAUACACCUCCCAUGGUUGUUGGCCAAGUAUAUAAUGCAAACACUAAAUAGUCUCACAGCUACAUGGGAUGUCACCAUUGGUAUUGUGGUGGGAUGGAUAAUGAGCAUUGGUGAAUGUAGAGCAAUAUCACUUCUAUUGUCCCUAGUGACUGCACAAGAGCAGUCAAUUAGAGAUCUGCCAAAGACAUGUAGCUCUGAAAUGUGUCCAUGUACAAUUUGAUUUAUUUAAAAUCCAGUCGCCUCACCCCACUUCAUGUCCCAUCUUCUAGAAUCCAGUCUUCAUCACCUACUUAGUUCUACACCCAGAAGGAAACUUUUAUUGCAAUGUAUGAUGCAAGAUUUACAAGUUGCCACUAAUUUGUUGGCUUAAAGCAUAUGUUCCUAAAGACAGGUUUUCUUAAAACUGGGGAAGUAGCAAACAAAGCUAGUUUACAAAACAAAUUCCUGCAGAAAUUUGAGCUGGAGAAAUCAGAGCACCCAUACUGGUGUGAGUAGUUGAUAGGUCAACGAUGGAUGCUAUUCAAUGCUGAUCCAUUGCCAAGGUGCUUUUUAUUUCUGCUCUGAGAACCCGUCAUUUAGGCUCAGAACAAACACUACAUAGGAACUGCAUGAGCUAAAAUUAGCUCCUGAAGCAAGGCUUGAAUACAAUAUGAAACUGCCAUGUUGUGGUGCUGGAGUGUUACCCUUAGCUUGGUGGUGUAUUGCUGCUGCCUAUCACAUUGCUUUGUAAGUAAAGCAUAUUGUAGGAGUUCUUGUUUAGCAACUGACAAUUUUUUUUUGUGAUUCCUCCAUCUCUGUUAUAGUAACUUGAAUAUACAAUGCAAGCUCUUGUGUAAUUAAAAACUGAACUAUCACAUUAACUUCCUAUAUAUAGCACUUCUGUUAAGUUAGUCCUUCUAUCUGCCCUUUCCCUUCCAAUGACAAUGUUUGAGGGGCUGGAAGACACUUUUGCAGAUGUCCUCCUUUUAAAAAAAAAGUCUUAAUACUAUUAUUUUUUUCUCCAGGGAGAGAUAAGAGCACAUCUGCAUUUGAAACUCUCUCAGGGGCUUGAAUAGCACUGCAUUUCUCACAUUUCUAAAUAUUUUGGUUCUGUUACUGUUGGUCACCUCUUAACACUUGGCUACUGUGGAAGUGAGAAGUGCGAAAGAAGUUGUACAGUUCAUUGUAAUGCCUAUAGAUUUUGUACUACUUUUUAUUUUUUAAACUGAUGUAUAAUAGUCCUAAAAGCAUAGGUAACAAACUUACCAACUGUAUAGGAAAUGUGCAAUAACAUGGAGAAUGACAUUAUUAUGAACAAAUAUUUCCCUUGUAUUCCGUAAUAACUAAUCUCUCCACAGCAGCCCCCCUUCCCCAUUACAUGUAUUUUAAGAGACAUGACUGUGGAUCAAGACUUCACUUAGUGCCAUAAUAAAGGUCUGUUUUAAUAGACAAUAGAAUGCACAGAUGUGCUGUGCUGUAUAAUAAAGUUUGCAUUAAUGUUU